ACUGGUAAAUUAGGUGCGGGCUGCCUUUUGAUGUUCCCCGUUAGCCGCCAUAACUUUUGCAUACUGUAUCUAUCCCUUGCAUCGAUAGAUUCCAGCAACUCAUCAAGUCUUCUCGCCUUGGCAUGCUUGAUUUCCCGGCUAAUGUUGUUGGCUAAUCUGUUGUGUGCUUGCCUAGCAGCCGGGUUGUGGUAUGCCUGUAUGUGGCGUUUAAUCAGCCUCUUGGCCUCAAUCAUUUGUUGAAUGCGCCUGUUGAUUGUGUAGUUAUAUUUUGGUUGCCCUCGGUAAGGCUGGUGAGUUAGGUUUGUUGCAAAUUUCGCUGCAGAGUGGAUAUUAUUUUCCAGUAUGUCUACCGCAUCGUCAAUAUCUUCGCCACAGUGAAGCUCAGUGUUCAAAUUGAUGUGCAUGUUUAGCCACAAUUGAAAUUUGGGUAUGCUCGCAUUUGCUGGAAGAAGAUGACACUUGGGUUCGCCUUCUGCUGGCUUACUCAGUAGUUCAAUCAGCAGCGGCAGGUGAUCCGAUCCUAAGUCAUUGGAUGUGCUUAUUUUUAGCAGACCAUACUGCACACCUUUAUAUACUGCGAAGUCAAUGGCUGUCGGGGACUGCCGCGCAUUAUUUGGAAAGCGCGUUGACGAGCCAGUUGCCAGAAUGUCAAGGUUUUGCUGCUGCACACUUUCAAGGAGUAUAUUACCCCUGCGAUUUGAUCUGCUGUUGCCCCACCAAUAACUUCUGGCAUUCCAGUCACCAGCAGCAAUAAAUUUAGCACCAAGCUGUCUAAAUACGUAGUUGAAGUCUUGAACCAGCCAAUGUUCCCGCGGGGGGCAGUAUAUGGCCGCAACAUUAAUGACUGAGCCAUUUAGCAGUGUAAUUGCAACUGGCGCACACUGAAUUUUCUCCAGGGUUGUCGGCAUGAGCGCUAUGUGUUGGAUUGUGCGCUUUACUAGGAUGGCUGCACCUCCACGGCGGUUGUUAGAUGGGUGGUUUGCCAGCAUAAAUAACUCCAUCUCUUCCAGUUUAUUGUGUAGUCCUGCUGCAUUCCAGGCUACAAUUUUAAGGGCGUUGGUGUUGAGUCUGGCAUAUAUGUUAUGCCCAUUUCUCUCUGAGGAGGAAGUGAUGGAGUUGGCGUCGUGGCUAGACAUUUUGGUUACCAUUGACGCGCUCCAUGGUAGACAUGAGAGUGCUUACGGUAGCCAUCAUACUCGUCAUUAGAUCAACUAAUCUGUCAAUUUUACUUUCCAGGUUGCUGUUAUUGGCAGGGGCAAUUGCGCUCCUUUGUUGUUCAACCAUUAUGUUGAUCAGCUGAUCAAGUUUUCGGCUGAGGUCAUCUCGCGGGUAUGCAGUUCGCGGUGAGCUGCGGCUGCGGCUCCUGUGUUGCUGGCGCGCUUCUGCAGGAUGUGCUAUCACUUGCCGAGUUUCUCGCUCCUGAUAAUGCUGGUGGCGCUGAGGCGGCUGAUUGUUGUGCUGCAAUCUCGAAUCAUGUUGAGGCUGCUGUCGAGUUGUUUGGCGCUGUGCGGUCUGCUUCUGCUUUCGGGAGCGCUCAUCUGGCAGGCCAGUUUUAAGGGCGGCUGCAUAGCUGCUUGCAGCUUGAGGCAUUGGCUGCUGGUGUUGCACUUGCUGACGGAAUGGGUUGUGCUGCGGCUGCUUCUGCUGCUCAGAGGGCCGCUGUGGUUGCUGCUGUUGUGCCUGCUGGCCCUGAACAACUGGAGGCCGAAGCGGUUGCUGCUUUGGUCGUCCCUGUUGCCUACCAGAGCUAAUUGGAAUGCAUUGUUUUUGAAGAAGAUGCAGCCCCUGUAACUAGCAGCAUGUGGGCCCUUACAAUUAGCACAUUUCGCUUCUGCACUAGGCGCCUUUUCACAGAGUGUUGAUGGG
Messenger RNA from Drosophila novamexicana, 1866 nucleotides. RefSeq lists its product as uncharacterized. The record is from RefSeq and is a predicted model, not a curated record. NCBI's taxonomy places the organism in Eukaryota, Metazoa, Arthropoda, Insecta, Diptera, Drosophilidae. Bases 1390 to 1791 code for a protein of 133 amino acids. The transcript has 3 exons.